This is a messenger RNA of Trichosurus vulpecula (common brushtail), 1608 nucleotides long. RefSeq names its product meiosis specific nuclear structural 1 (gene MNS1). The record is from RefSeq and is a predicted model, not a curated record. Gene Ontology annotation, biological process: cilium organization. NCBI's taxonomy places the organism in Eukaryota, Metazoa, Chordata, Mammalia, Diprotodontia, Phalangeridae. Bases 30 to 1523 code for a protein of 497 amino acids. The transcript is spliced from 10 exons. Gene Ontology annotation, cellular component: motile cilium.
AAGGAGUGCGUUGCUUUUCGUAAGCCAAAAUGGCUACCUCAGAAAAACGAAGGUUGAGCGUUGCAGAAAAACAUCAGAAAUUAGUCAAUGAAAAACUCCUUAAAAAAAUACACAUUGAGGAGCAAGUAAAACUUGGGGAACAAGUCAAAAUACACAAGACGAUGAUAGCAGAGGAUGAACGUAUUGCACGGAAAAGAAUCCUCCGAUUACUACAGAAUGAACAAUUUGAAUUAGAUAUGGAAGAGGCUAUUCAAAAGGCAGAAGAAAACAAAAGGAUGAAGGCAAUGCAGCUGGAACAAGAACAAAAAUUGGCUACAGAGCUGGCAAAACUAAAGAAUGAAAGUCUAAAGGAUGAAAAAAUGAGGCAACAAAUAAGAGAAAACAGUCUUGAACUUCGAGAAUUGGAGAAAAAAUUGAAAGCAGCUUAUAUGAAUAAAGAAAGGGCUGCACAAAUUGCUGAAAAAGAGGCCAUCAACUAUGAGAGAAUGAAACGUGACUCUGAAAUAGCCAGGCGUAUGAAGGAAGAACAGGAGAGAUACACAAAAGAACAGAAUGAAGCAGAAGCUAGACGUUAUAAGGAGAAAAUCCAGUACCAGCGUGACUUAGAGCGACAGCUUGAAGAUCAAGAGAGGAAGAAGCAAGAAGCUUAUGAAGAAUUAUUACGAGAGAAACUCAUGAUAGAUGAAAUUGUUAGAAAAGUCUAUGAAGAAGACCAAAUGGAAAGACAGCAGCGGUUAGAAAAAAUGGCUGCAAUUCAUAGAUACGCAGAAGAGUUUAAAAAAGAGCAAGCUCUGUGGAGAAUGAAGAAGCGUGAAGAAAUGGAGGAAGAAAACAGGAAAAUCUUAGACUUUGCCAAUGUGCAACAGCGGAGAGAAGAAGACCGGAUGGCCCAAGCCCAAAAGCUGGAGGAAAAAAGGCAGCAGUACAAGAAUUUGAUUGCCCAGCACUUGGAGAAAAUACAGCAGCAACAAGAUGAUAUGGAGCAAGUGAAACUAGAUUUAUUUGAGAUAGAACAAGCUGAGCUAGAUAGAAAGAAGGCCCAGGAAGAAAUCGAAAACAAAAUCAAAAAGCGUGAAGAGCUACAAAGAAAUUUUGCAGAACAAAUGGCUUUCAAAGAAUUGGUUCUUCAGGCUACUAGAGAAGAAGAAGAAACCUUCAGACAAAACAUGCUGGCUAAAUUUGCUGAGGAUGAUCGAAUCGAAUUAAUGAAUGCUCAGAAACAAAGAAUGAAGCAGUAUGAACACAGGAAAGCUAUAGAAAAACUUAUUCAAGAACGUCACGAACAGUUCCUUGCAGACAAAGAACGUGAAUUUGAAGAAAUGAGGGUUCAGCAACAGAGAGAAGGAAAUAUUAACACAAUUGUUGAAGAAGAAAGACAAAAACUUCUCAAAGAGCAUGCUGCAAAUCUUCUGGGCUAUCUUCCCAAAGGAGUAAUUAAACAUGAACAAGAUGUUGAUAUGCUUGGUGAAGCCUUUAGGAAAGCCUAUCUGAAAAGCGACACACCAUUAGAAGACAGCUGCUGAUGUCAUCCAGAGUUGGAUUGCUUUCUAUCACCACUAGAUGUCAGCCUGCCUUCUGUAUCAGGUUUGACAGUCAUUGUCUCCGUAA